UGUUGCUUCCUGCAAGAUAAUCCACUGUGAUAUUCAGAUGCUGGGGUUUCGGAAAAUGCCCCUGGAGUUCAGGAUCAAGGGGGACAUCCAUUUUCAGUGGGCAUCUCAGAUCCGGCAGAAGAAAGUGACUUUGGUGAGCUUGGCAAAGAUUUCCUAUGAUGACAAAAAGUACUCACAAAAGGAAGGCUUUAUCCAGACCAAGGUGCAGACAGUGGUGGAGUGCAUAGAGCACUACAAUUUCCUUCCUAUGAUCAUUGGCAGCACAGUUGGUGGACUUGUCCUUCUCGCUCUGAUUGUUGCAGUCCUGUACAAGGUUGGAUUCUUCAAACGCCAGUAUAAGCACAUGCUGAGUGAGGCUGAGCCUGGCAACGAAGCCACUGAACCUAUUGACCCCACGCCUCAAAGCACAGACUCCCCUCCUCCUGACAAAGGCGCUGCCUACUAAGAACCUUCCUCUAUGAUUUUAGGAACUCUGUGACUGUCACAGGCUUAUCUGAAGAAUGUAAGACAAGCCCAUUAAUUCAUGGGCGAUCACUCUGGCUGAAUAUGAUUGUCUUCCAAAGGUAGAGUCUUAGUGGUGAGCCUGUAAAUAACUGUGAAGGCAUCUUCUGGAUCCACAUGGACUUUCAUCUUCUGGAUCCACAUGGUCUUUCAUACUGGGGACAUAGGUAUCCAGAUGGAAGGUGGUCACAACAAGGGUUUGCUUGACACGUCUUCUUCUCAGCAUGUUUCUGACUUUCACCCUGUAUUUGUGCUUCUUCAUAACACUGUUGAUAAUGGCUGACCUCCAGUUACAAUGCUCAAAUGUCAGGGCUUCUCAGUUCUUGAUGUUUAUACCACAUUUUUAAGAUUGGCUUUCAGCCCAUCUUUAAAUUUCUUAAAUCUCUCCACCAACAUUUUGUGUUCUUAAGUUGAGAGGAUGAGACUAAUCAGGACAGGACUAUUGAGCCCAGCAUCCUGUUUUACACAGUGGCUAGCCAGAUGUACCAGGAAAAAAUGUACAAGCGGGACUGAAGAGCAGUAGCCUAUCUCCACUGUUGUCAUAGAAUUAUAGAGUUGGAAGAGACUUCGUGAGCUAUCCAGAUCAACCCCCUGCUAAGAAGCAAGAAAAUUACAUUCAAAGCACCCCUGACAGAUGGCCAUCCAGCUUGUUUAAAAGCCUCUAAAGAAGGAGCCUCCACCUCACUCCAGGGCAGAGAGUUCCACUGCUGAACAGCUCUCACAGUUAGGAAGUUCUUCCUAAUGUUCAGGUUGAACCUCCU
This is a messenger RNA of Anolis sagrei ordinatus, 1262 nucleotides long. The record is from RefSeq and is a predicted model, not a curated record. NCBI's taxonomy places the organism in Eukaryota, Metazoa, Chordata, Lepidosauria, Squamata, Anolidae.